Messenger RNA from Lachancea nothofagi CBS 11611, 5538 nucleotides. NCBI's taxonomy places the organism in Eukaryota, Fungi, Ascomycota, Saccharomycetes, Saccharomycetales, Saccharomycetaceae. The record is from the annotation of a GenBank genome assembly.
AUGGCAUUGAGCGAAAGUCAGGAGCUUCAACUCAUAGAGAAGGCUGACUUGAGGUUUGUGCUUGCUUCAUCUGAAGACGCAUUGGAACGUAACUUGGACAUAUUUUUCCCCGCUGUUCUGCUGAAAUUAAGCUCGGAACACGCUGCCGUGCGCCAGCUGGUUUUUCAAGUUAUUAAAAAUGUUAUGGGUCGCAUUAGCUCGCUGACAGGCGUGAAAUUGCCCACUGCAAAACUUGUGGCUCAGUCUAAAGAAAAGUCUCACGAGUCACCAGCCGUAGGCCAGUAUAGUCUUUUGUUUGCUGCUCGGGGUGUUGAUCGGAUGGGAGUUGAGGAAAAACGGGAAUUGGUCCCGCAAGUAAUAGCUGGAUUCUCACUUCUUCCUGAAGCACUUCAGCCGCGCAUGUUCAACAUUCUUUGCAAGCUACUCCUGAAUUGGAAAGCUCCUCGAAAGGGUACUUCAGAGGAGGACGCGGUGCGCAAAUUCUUGGACGUGGGAUCUGUCGCUGACAAAAAGUCAAUACUCGAAAAGUUCACCGGGUUUUUCCUUCUAAAUCCUGUGAAAGUAGAUCCGCAAGCAAAUGUGAUUCCUCGGGGCUACAGCUGCCCAGGACUUACUGUGUCUGAGGUUGAGUUUUACACUUAUAGCGCAGGGAUUAGUUUCAGUAGGGAACACCUCUUGGCGUACAAAGAGGCCAUAUUUUGGUUUGUGGUCAGCGGAUUUGUUUUGGACGACCAAUCAAUAAUUGAGUUUCUUACAAUAGUUUCUACCGACUCUUCAGAUCUUUCCAAUCAUGCACUUGCACUUUCUAAACGACUGCGUGUACCUUACGAAGACGCGCUAUUUGUCAACAAUGUCAUUUCUUUGUACAUCGGCGAUACGACCAUUAACAGGCCACCGGCGGGUCCUGCCUUGCAAGAGAAACUGCUUUCAAUCCUAUCCAAUAGCAUCAUUGCCACCAGAGAUUCCAGUCGCGUAUCUUUGAUAUCGUCAAUUGGCCUUAAUUCGUCCCAUUUCAAACUACGCUCGAUGUCUCUUUCCUUUGUUCAACACGUUGCUAAAUACAAUCAUCCAGCAUUAGCUGCUCAUGACCUCUCUGCCGAUUAUUCUACCAACAUUGCAUCCCUGAUUCGCAAUAACCUGCAUACCGAAGGAUGGCCUAAAUUUCAGCUCAAUUCAUCCGUGCCGAAUUUCGCGUUAAGCCUGGAGCAAAGGCGUAAGCAGUACGAAACUUUGGGCGUCAUAUUGAAACAGGAUCCUUUUUACCUGAGGGACUUAUCAUUUGUCGAAUUUCUUAUUGACUCAUUGAGAGGUGACUUGAGCGCUUUCCGAAUGACUAUUCAGGAAGCUUUGAACUCUUUGAAUCAACUUAUGAAAACACUCUCAGAAGAUUCUAAAAUCAGAAUAAAGGAAAUAGGAAGAAAAUUGCUAACAGACAAUUUCGAUCUUUACCAGGGAGAUACAGAUAACAAGGAUGCGUUAAUGUAUUGCCGAGGUGUUAUUAUCAAUUUUUUAAAUUCAGCUUUCCCUUUUCAAGACGCUGAGUCAAGAUUCCUGAAUAUUAUGGGAACAUUCAAAGAAAAUAGAUAUGACAUAAAGGAGGCGUCGUCCAAAGGCUUACAUCCUUAUUGGUUUCAAAUUGCACAUUCAGAUGGAGCAUCCAAAAGUGGUAAAAUGAAGCGAAUAGCAAGCGAUCAGUUCGACGAAAUUACAUUCCCCAAGACACAAGCCAUGCUCGAUCAGUUCAACACAGAAUUUAAAAAUCUUGCAACGGGAAGAAAUGACACCUUCAAGCAGAGCAUUGAUUUGGUAGCCAAAUUUAUACUAAGGAAUCUGGUCAGUGAAGCUACGGCUGGCAAAAAGACUUCAGUAGUUCAGGACGAGCACUGGCAGCUUCGCAUUGAAAGCUCCAUGCAAAUGGAUGGGAAGGUGCGUUCGCUGGUAGAACGUGGACUUGCUAAGAUUGAUUCGACUGUUUUCACACAGUUCCUUCGUUCAAUUAUAGCCGAGCUCGCUAAUGGAAGAUUUGUAACUGCCGACAAAAAAGCUGGCAGUGAGGAUAUUUCAUUCAGUUCGGCUGUAGUACUUUUUACGGAAUUUGCACAACCUGUGGUUCGUCAGAAGCUCUACAAUUUUCUUCCACAGUUAUAUGAACUUCUUGAUAAACACAAUUCCCUGCCUGACGACGAAAUUGACCGCAUAGGAAAGUUGUAUGGUACCAUUUUUGCUAGUUGUGCAGAUGAAAAUGACAUUUCCGUCAUUUUAAGUAAGACGGAUGUGCCGAUAGAGUCUUCAAGCUUUGUGCCUGCAAUUAUCUCUGCAUGCUACUCAGUCCCCCUUUGCAAUUUGCAAUGCAAGAAAAUGUGCGGCGAAGAUAUAUUAAGAUAUAUCACAAAGAUUAUGUCCGCGUUAGAAGUGAAAACUACACGAACUGUUUCCAUGAAAUGUAUGGGAACGCUCCUAAAAUUUGGGCUUUUGAAUUUAUUAGGCGAAAAGCAGAGAAAGGACAUUAUAGAAAGCUUGACGAAUAUACUACAGAAAAAUUCUUUAGGAGGCCGACAGUCAAUGAUGCUAUGGUCCCUUCUUUCCCUUUACGCAACAGAGCCUGCCACCGUGGAAGAGUACUUCGUAGCUUUGCAGUUGUCACACUCGUCUAAGGAAGUUGACUUGCAUUUCUAUACUGGGGAAGCCAUAUCAGUCUUAGCGAGUAGAUGGAAGUCAGACGUUCUUAUCUAUGAAGAUCGUCUAGAAGAGCACAUCAUUGAUAGUUUACAGUCUACUUUUGAUGACAGAUUUUCGGCUCCAAUCUUGUCAAAAUUGCUUGCCUUAUGCCAAAACCCAAAACCGUCUCUACGCAAAGCCGCAUGUAUUUGGCUGUUAUGCUUUGUGCAAUAUUCGAGGGAGUCAUGCGCUGUUCGUACCCUCGCGAAAGAAAUACAUCUGUGCUUCGUUCGCUUCCUUGCGGAAAGUGAUGAUUUUGUCCAAGACUCUGCAAGCCGAGGAUUAGGUCUUAUUUACGAGGUAAGUGGCAAGGAGCUUCAAGAUGACAUGUUAAAGGGCUUGUUGAAGUCUUUCAUAGACCCCGAAGCUACACUCAGUUUGACGAAUGGUACGAUAACAUCCGAAUCUCAACUAUUCGAACCGGGGUCGAUGAAUACUGGUGAAGGAUCACUGUCCACCUACAAAGAUAUUCUAAACUUAGCUAGUGAGGCUGGUGACCCAUCGAUGGUGUACAAAUUUAUGCCUCUUGCUAGAAACUCGGCUCUUUGGUCGUCUAGGAAGGGCGUUGCUUUUGGGCUUACAUCUAUCUUUUCCAAGAUCUCAUUGGAAGAGCUUUUGAGUAGUAACAAAAUGAGCACCCAAAAGCUGAUUCCCUUGCUUUUCAGGUACCGGUUCGAUCCCUACCGUAAUGUUGCCGACGCCAUGAACAAAAUUUGGCAGACUGUGGUUAAGAGCACUGCAGACACUGUAGCCGAAUAUCAUGACUCCAUACUAGAUAAUGUUCUUAAGGGUAUGGGUGCCAAAGAUUGGAGAGUAAGAGAAGCUAGUGGAUACGCUCUGAUAGAUCUUUUAGAAAAUAGCAAUGAAAAGGCCUAUCAAGAAAGUCUCGAAAUGAUUUGGACGAUGGCGUUUAGAACUAUGGACGAUAUAAAAGAGAGUGUACGCUCUGCCGGGCUAAAAUUGACGAAAAAACUCUCUAAAUCCUUAAUUCGUUCUGCCGCAAAAGGUAAUGGGCAAACUGAAGCAUCGCAACAAAUGCUAGAGAAGCUCAUACCUUUUUUUUUAGGUCCAAAAGGUCUCAACAGUGAUGCUGAAGAAGUUAAAAGCUUUGCGCUAGAAACUCUUGUUACGUUGAUAGAAGAGUCUGGAAGUGCUCUAAAGUCCUUUACGCCACUCCUGACUUAUGAAUUCCUUUUAUUGUUAUCACCACUAGAACCCCAAGCAAUCAACUACUUAACAAUGAAUGCCGACAAAUAUAAUACCAGCGCUUCUGCUGUUAAUGCUCAAAGGGCGUUGAGUAUUCAGGACUCGCCUCUUAUGAAGUCUAUUGAGAAACUACUAAACUUGUCCACCACCGACUCAAUACCGGAAGUGGUAGAGAGAGUUGUUCUUGCAUCUAAAAGAUCAAUCGGGCUUCCUUCCAAAGUGGGCGCUUCUAGAGCCAUAACUUUACUUGUCGCGCUUUAUCCAAAUGAUCUAACUCCCUAUGGUUCUAAGAUGUUGAAAGCUUGCUUUUCUGGUUUGAAUGAUAGGAGUGAUGCUAUUUCAGAAGCAUAUGCCACAUCUUUCGGCCGUGUUUGCAAAGUAUGCAAACCUGAAAAGGUGGUCAAGUACGGAGCUAAACUGAUCGACAAGUACUUCAAUGCAGAUGCAGAGGCGGAUCGAAUUUUAACGGGAUUGGCUGUAGAAUCAACUUUCAAGUAUUCUCCAGCAAUGUUUGAAAGUAUUGCUUCUAUAUUUUUGCCCUUUAUUUUCAUUGCGAAACAUGACGUUGAAAAGGUGUCCGAGGUUUUUACAAGAUUAUGGGAUGAAGCCACGUCGUCAGGUUCUGGAAGUGUUAAGCUCUAUCUUGCAGAGAUUAUUACCUUGUCAAAUCAAAAUUUAAAGUCUCAGGACUUCAACACGAGAUUAACGUGUGCAAAAAGCAUAUGCGAUGUUUGUUCAUAUACCAACUCGGACACACCAGAAGAGUUAGUAAAUCGUUUGCUAUCAGCUAUGCUUGAAUCAUCAACGGGACGUACGUGGCAAGGAAAAGAUGUGGUGAUCGACACACUAAUAACCUUGGCGACUAAAUUCAAAUCCAAUUUGCAGGCAAACCCUGAGCAAAAAGCUGCGCUUGAAAAAAGGCUUGUCACAGAGCUAUCGAAAGACAAUCACAUCUAUGUUCGAAAAAUUCUGCCGCGCUACAUGUCAUUUAUAGCAGAGUUCCCUCAAUCUGAACUUCUUGAGAAAGGGUUAGAAGCGGCUAGAGAAAUCGUUUUGAAAAUUGACAAUGGCGGAACUGACCUCGAUUCUGAAGAUAAUGAGAGUGAUCUCACUUAUAAGAAACAAAGGCUUGCAUCCAGCCUCACUCGCAAGUCUCAAAAAGAGAACAUUUCCAGCGAAGAAUAUAAAAUUAAACUGGUCAAAACCAGUGCGGGUGCUUUGGAGGCCUCUAUGCAGGUACAAAAGUUGACUGAGCUUUUGGAGUUUAUAACCGCAACAUCGAUGGGGUUAUUUGAAUCUAAAAGUGUCGUUAACACGUGGAGAAGUCAAACAGCUGUAUCCGACAUCGGCUUGCUACUGUUGAAGUCGAAUACUGAUAUUUCGAAUAAGCAAUUGGUAGAGUCUUUGCGGAAACUAUGGGCUAAAUCGUUUCAAGAGGCCAUCAAACCAGACUCUAUUGAAAGUGUCAAAAUUCAAAUGAUAAGAUUUGGUAAAGAGUUAAGGAACAAUAAACUGGCCUUUGAUUUUGUGGUGGAAAAUAAUUUAAGGGAGCUUUUUCUCUCAGAUCCCUCAUCCAAAGUUGUUGUGGAGCUAAAUAAUGCAGGUAUCAUGUAA